Molecule: messenger RNA, 2422 nt
Organism: Anopheles moucheti
Lineage: Eukaryota; Metazoa; Arthropoda; Insecta; Diptera; Culicidae
Gene: HisRS
Product: histidine--tRNA ligase
Exons: 3
Coding region: 536-2170 (544 amino acids)
Biological process (GO): histidyl-tRNA aminoacylation; mitochondrial translation
Cellular component (GO): mitochondrion; cytoplasm
Molecular function (GO): ATP binding; histidine-tRNA ligase activity
Source: RefSeq, a predicted model, not a curated record
CGUAACGUGCAAUUAUUGGCUUAACAAUAACCAGCUUUGCAUAUUUUGUAUAAAACGGCCCAAGGUUUUGUGAAUACUGUUUUUUUUUUUUUCGCAAACAUCCCCCAAUUACCAAAUUGGUCUGUUAUUUGGCUACUUUAUUUUUCACGUGGGAUUUGUGACACGACACGCGCAAAACCGUGCAAUAGUGCGAUCAAGUUACAACAUCCGCAGUGUGUGCAUUUUUGGAAAAGCGCUACCACCCCGUGUUCCAUCAUUCCACCCCAGGACAAAAAAACAAGCUGCAUUCGAAGCAGCAGCAGAAGGCACAAAUUUGCACUCGAUUGUUCUGCAGUUCUGCAGGCAGUAAGGCAUUUACUCGCAUAUGUUACAUUGCGGUAAGGUCCGUGAAGAAAACGACCAAAAGAGAAAGUAAUCGUAACGAACGAAUGAAAAGGUGAAUGGAAAACAGCUGAAAAUUGGAGCCCCCGCACAACGGCAAUAAGCAAGCGCAAAUUUCUCUUGUGUGGGUUAGGAAAGGGAACCCAGUUACACAAUGAUACUUAGACAGGUACGGUGCAGCCUCGUGCAGCUGGGAGUUACGGGGAGCUUUCGGAUUCCGCAUCUGAUUUCCACCGCCAGGAGUUCCACCUUUGUGGCCAGCAAGAUACAAACGAACCGUACAGAAGAAGAGAAGGUCCGGCAUCGUCUCGCGCAGAUCAACGAGGAGGUACAAAAACUGUUAGCACUCAAAGAACAGCUGAAGCAAUGCACCGUGGAGGAUGGAGGUGAAUCGGCAGCACCGAAGUCUCCGGGUGGAAAUGAAUCGACUCCCGGCAACCGGAACCUCUCACUGAAAACACCGAAAGGUACCCGAGACUAUGGUCCGGAGGCAAUGGCUCUCAGACAACGGGUACUGGAUCAGGUGGUUCGUGUGUUCCGCAAACAUGGAGCAGAAACCAUCGAUACGCCCGUGUUCGAGUUGAAGGAGGUGCUCACCGGCAAGUACGGCGAGGAUUCGAAGCUGAUCUACGACUUGAAGGACCAGGGAGGUGAGAUAUUGGCCUUGCGGUACGAUCUCACCGUCCCAUUUGCCCGGUACGUCGGUAUGGGCAACGUGUUCAACAUCAAGCGCUACCACAUCGCGAAGGUGUACCGGCGGGACAAUCCGCAGAUAACGCGCGGCCGUUACCGGGAGUUCUACCAGUGCGAUUUCGACAUUGCCGGCACGUACGAUCCGAUGCUGCCGGAUGCGGAGUGUGUGAAGGUGGUGUGCGAGAUCCUGUCCGAGGUGGGCGUCGGCGAGUUUGUGGUGAAGCUAAAUCACCGGAAGCUGCUUGACGGUAUGUUUGAGGCGUGCGGUGUUCCGGCAGAAAAGUUCCGCACUGCUUGCUCGUCAGUGGACAAGCUGGACAAAACGCCCUGGGACGAGGUGAAGCGUGAGAUGGUCGAGGAGAAGGGUCUGACGGAGGAGACGGUCGAUCGGAUCGGAGAGUACGUCACGUUGCACGGUGGUGCAGAGCUAAUCGAUCGGCUGGCGGUGGAUGAAAAGCUAAAGAAGAUCCCGACCGCCAUGGAAGGUCUGGAGGAUAUGCGGCUGUUGCUGCAGUACUGUGACAUCUUCCAGGUGGCGGACAGGGUCUCGUUUGAUCUCAGUCUGGCCCGUGGGCUCGAUUACUAUACCGGUGUUAUAUACGAGGCGGUACUGCUCGGUAGCGGUGGCAACGAUGAGGAAAUAACGGUCGGUUCGGUGGCUGGUGGCGGCCGGUACGAUAACUUGGUGGGUAUGUUCAACCCGAAGAGAAAGCAGGUCCCGUGUGUUGGUGUGUCGAUCGGUGUGGAGCGUCUGUUCUCCAUCAUGGAGUCACGGACCGCCGCCAAAACGCGCACCAACGAGACGCAGGUGUACGUAAUUUCUGCCCACAAAGGACUGCACUUAAAGCGGCUAGAAAUUCUUAACAAACUUUGGGCAGCAGGUAUUAAGGCUGAACAUCCGUACAAACUGAACCCGAAACUGCUUGCCCAGCUGCAACACUGCGAAGAGUACCAAAUCCCGUACGCGAUCGUGCUCGGUGAUGGUGAACUGUCCCGUGGUGUAGUAAAGCUACGCGAAAUUGCCACCCGCAAAGAGGAAGAACUUUCUCUCGACAAGUUCAUCGACGAGAUCAAAGCUCGACUAACCGCAUCCUAAACAACAUCCUCAUAUCCACGAUCAAACGCUGUGGGCACGCCGCAUUUUCGUUGUACCAGCAAUCAACCUGCAACCCCUUUGCGAUGCGAACUCGAAACGUUUGUUUUGUAAUAGACAUUUAACUUUAUUUUUCAUCUCAACGAUAAAGUGAUUCAAUGUGUUAUUACUGGCUGUCUUCUCGCUUAAGCAUAAUAAGACAGGUAAAAUAAAUUAGUGACGACGCAGUUACACCGUGCGUCGUAUGAUCGCUUA